This is a messenger RNA of Desarmillaria tabescens, 802 nucleotides long. RefSeq lists its product as uncharacterized. NCBI's taxonomy places the organism in Eukaryota, Fungi, Basidiomycota, Agaricomycetes, Agaricales, Physalacriaceae. Gene Ontology annotation, cellular component: cytoplasm. The record is from RefSeq and is a predicted model, not a curated record. Gene Ontology annotation, molecular function: zinc ion binding. The transcript is spliced from 4 exons. The coding region runs from base 26 to 802 and encodes 258 amino acids.
GUCCGGCCCGCUGUGCCUCUUGAUCAUGGACGGCGACCUGCUCGACAUUGGCAGGCAAUGCUCGCUGUCAUCCUGCAGCCAAGUCGAUUUUCUUCCUAUCAAGUGUCGUUGCGACCUUUUCUUCUGCAAGGAGCACAUUAUUCCUGAUGCUCACGGCUGUCGUCUCGCCGCUACUACACGCGCCGUCAAUGAUAGCACUCUACCCAAAUUUCAGCGAUGCGCAGUACCUGAUUGCUCCAAGCCUAGUCUCGACGCAUUUUCUGGGCAAGGAUCUGCUGCAUGUCCUCGGUGCAGCCAGUCAUUCUGUGCUGACCACCGGUAUCCUGAGGCUCACUCGUGUUCCUCUGCAUCCAGCUCUGAGUCUACCUCCCGCAAUGCUGCUGCUGAGGCUCUGAUAGCCAAGCAUUUUCCCGCGACGUCCAAAGCUUCGUCGCGCCGCACUCCCAAAAUUCCCACUGACCCCGUCAAACUCGCUCAAUAUCAGAAGGUAGAACUUAUGAAAAUGAGACACAGAGCUAUUCCAGCGGAUCCCAAGGAUAAGCCGACGUCCGUACCCAUUGGCGACCGUCUGCACAUAAAGCUGCAAGUAUAUGACAGUGACCAAGAAAAGAUAUUCUGGCUUCGAAAGUCUAUCGUGACCGGGAAAGCGCUAGAUUUGCUAGCUACUCAAAUGAAAAUAUCUACUUCUGUCACGAAGCCUCUUCAACUGUCGGAUACACGGGAUGGCCAUAUCCUUGUCAACAGUGAACCUCUCGCCGCUCAGGUCGAGGAUGGCAGCAGCAUUCUUAUAGGACCAAGAUGA